Alosa sapidissima (American shad) is the source of this 2131-nucleotide messenger RNA. Its product is annotated as SUN domain-containing protein 2-like. The transcript has 18 exons. Gene Ontology annotation, biological process: nuclear envelope organization. Bases 83 to 2035 code for a protein of 650 amino acids. Gene Ontology annotation, molecular function: protein-membrane adaptor activity. Gene Ontology annotation, cellular component: meiotic nuclear membrane microtubule tethering complex; nuclear envelope. NCBI's taxonomy places the organism in Eukaryota, Metazoa, Chordata, Actinopteri, Clupeiformes, Clupeidae. The record is from RefSeq and is a predicted model, not a curated record.
CAGGACACAACAAUGUCACCAGAAUAUAAAACCACGAACAUUCUGAAAGAUGAUCAUUGCUUUUGUAUCGGACAACUAAGCCAUGUCACGGCGAAGUAUAAGAUUACUGACGAGCGGUUAUUACCGUGAUGACGGUGAAAUGAACGAGCGCAGCAGCUCUCACCAUAUGUCUUACCGAGAGAGCCCUGUCAGGGUGUUUAAGAAAAGGACCGGCUCUCGGUCACAGACGACCACACCAUCCCUCUCGCGUACUGCCUCUCAGGCUGCGGCACCCUGUCUCUUCUUCAGCUCUCUGACCUCUAGUGUGGCUUCUGCCCUGAAGGCAGCCACUCAGAGCCAGAGCCAGUACAUUAGCCCCGCCUCCCGCUUCAGUGCGCCCUCUGUGUCUCGCUCCUCCUCCUCUGGCCUUCUGUGUCCAUCUGAGCCAACUGGCACCGGCGGCAGCUGCAGCUCUGGGCGCCCCCUGCUGGACCAGUCGUGCGUGACCUCUGGAUACUCGUCCUCAGAAGGGUGUGAGGCCGACCUGGCCCCCACCUGGAGGAAGAGGAGCAGGCUUCUGAGCAGGAGCCAGCGCACCAGUUCUUCUAGGAUGUUCUCUGGUGAUGCUGAGUCUGUGGACACAAGUUUCACACAAGUGCUGUUCGCUGGUCUAGCCCUGCUCUGCUGCAACUUCUUUGGCCUCCUCAGGGAUGUGCUUCUUCUCAGCAGUUGUGGCCAGCACUUGAGGAAGCCGGCACUGACUGUUCUGACUUUGACCCUUAUUGCUACUGGCUAUUGGUUUUAUUAUCCUGCUCUCACCUCUCUCCUGAAUGUUGCCGAACCUGCCUUGCCUGGAUACAGCACGUCUACCCUCGGCAUAAACACGGACCCAAGGAUCGUGACGGAUUUCAACGUGUUCCGUAAGGAAGUCCUGGACCGCAUCAACCAAGGAGAGGCCAGAUGGAAGGACAGCUGGACUCGAGAACUGAAAGAUGUUAAGCGAGAGAUCGGCCUUCUGCAGAAGGAUGGAGAGAGACACAGACACAUGUCUGAGAUUCUUAGAGGAGAAAUGGCUAACAUUAAAGAUGUGACAAAAAACUACGACCUUCUCCGGCAGACUUGGGUGACUGAAGAGGUCACUGGUGUGGCCAAAAAGGUUACUGAUCUCAAGGACAGUGUGUCGUAUCUCAGAACUGGCCAGAUAAAUCUGGAACAACGUCUGGAUGCCCAAGAUCACACCAAUGCUCAGCUGAAGAAGGAGCUCACUGAUUGGCUGAAGAGAGAGCUCCGGGCGGGACUUGGUCAGGAUACAGGAAGCGUCGUUCUUAGUCCUGAACUGCAGAGGGCGCUGGAGGCUCUGGAGAAGAGGUUGCUCAGGCAUUUGACUGAAGUAGCACACAAGGAAGGCAGUGACAUGUGGAGGACUGUGGGAGAGAGCCUGCAGAAGGAGGGACUUGGAGCCAUCACGGUCAAGGAUGUCCAUGAGAUUGUUCAGAGAGCAUUGAGCCUCUAUAAAGCAGAUGGAACUGGCAUGGCUGACUACGCUCUGGAGUCUUUAGGUGCUGGUGUGAUUGGGUCCCGGUGCUCAGAAACAUACCGCACCAGGUCUCCAUGUUACAGCCUGUUUGGGGUGCCACUGUGGUAUGCUUCAGAGGGUCCACGCACUGUUAUACAGCCUGAGAUGCAUCCUGGGAAGUGCUGGGCAUUUAAAGGCAGUGAGGGGUUCCUCACCAUCACCCUGUCCCUCCCCGUGCACAUCACACACGUCACCUUGGAGCACAUCCCCAAGAGCCUCUCCCCCACCGGUCACAUCGACAGCGCCCCGCGAGAGUUCGCCGUUUACGGCCUGAGUGGCUUUGAUGAGCAGGAGGAAGGGAAGUUCCUGGGUAGAUUCACGUAUGACUCUGAUGGCGAGCCCAUCCAGACCUUUGAGCUGCUGGACUCUGUGAAGGAUGUGUAUGGUGCGGUGCAGUUGAGGGUUCUCAGUAACUGGGGGAACCCUGAGUACUCCUGCGUCUACAGAUUCAGGGUUCACGGCCAGCCACACCCCCACUGAGAGACACAUCCACAUUCCACACACAACCUCAACCUUAUUUUUACUAUUCUGCUCUUGUCCCUUACUUAUAUAAUAAUAAAUAUGUUUGCUCACAAA